Cornus florida is the source of this 1630-nucleotide messenger RNA. RefSeq names its product UDP-glycosyltransferase 87A1-like. The transcript is spliced from 2 exons. The coding region runs from base 153 to 1529 and encodes 458 amino acids. Gene Ontology annotation, molecular function: UDP-glycosyltransferase activity. The record is from RefSeq and is a predicted model, not a curated record. Lineage: Eukaryota; Viridiplantae; Streptophyta; Magnoliopsida; Cornales; Cornaceae.
GAGAAUCAGUGGUCCUCACUCCUCUCUCUCAUCUCUAUCUAUAUCUCCUCCUACUCCGGUCUUUCAUUACAGACUUUAUUACAGUAGACUAUCAGAGAGAGAGAGAGAGAGAUAUAUAUAUAUAUGUAUAUAUUAUAGGCCUAUAGGACAACAUGGAACCAAUCGGUAGAGGCCACGUGGUGGCCUUGCCCUAUCAAGGAAGAGGACACAUCAACCCUAUGAUGAACCUCUGCAAACUACUAGCUUCUCGGAGCGGCGACGAUCUUCUGAUCAGCUUCGUCGUCACGGAGGAGUGGCUCGGUUUCAUCAGCUCCGAGCCCAAGCCGACUAACAUUCGCUUCCGCACAAUUCCGAACGUCUUGCCUUCCGAGCUGGUCCGAGCCGCCGACAUGCCCAGCUUCAUCGAAGCCACUCUGACCAAGAUGGAGGAGCCGUUCGAGCAGCUCCUGGACAGGCUGGAGCCGCCACCAACCUUCAUCGUGGCGGAUACUUUUGUUUCGUGGGCGGUUAACGUUGGAAUUCGGAGGAAUGUUCCGGUGGCGGCGCUUUGGCCCAUGCCGGUGGCGGUGUUUUCCAUCUUUUACCAUUUUGACCUCUUGGUACAAAACCAGCAUUAUCCUUUUGACGUGUCAGAAAGAGGAGAUGAGCAGGUUGAUUACAUCCCCGGAGUAUCAUCAAUCCGUUUAGCCGACCUUCCUACAAUUUUUUACAAAGACCAACAACUAUUGCACAAAGCUAUCAAAAUGAUUUCUCCUAUGUCUAAAGCACAAUUUUUCUUGUUCACCUCCAUAUUUGAGCUCGAAACUCAAGUAAUCAAUGCUUUAAGAGAAAAAUUGCCAAUGCCCAUGUACUCUUUUGGCCCUCUGAUACCUCACUUCACACUUGGAGACAAUGCCUCUGCUCAUAUGACUAGCCAGAAUGAGACCUACUACUACAAAUGGUUAGAUUCUCAACCCGAAGGUUCUGUUUUGUACAUUUCAUUGGGGAGCUACCUUUCUGUUUCAAGUGCCCAAAUGGAUGAAAUUGCUUUCGGAUUGCGCGCUAGCGGUGUACGGUUCUUGUGGGUGGCGCGUGGGGAAGCUUCAAGGCUAAAGGAGGCUUGUGGAGAGUCGGGAAUGGUAGUGCCUUGGUGCGACCAAUUGAAGGUAUUGUGCCAUUCUUCGGUAGGAGGAUUUUGGAGUCAUUGUGGAUGGAAUUCGACUAUGGAAAGUGUUUUCGCGGGCGUGCCAAUGCUCACUUUUCCUAUGCAUAUGGAUCAAGUCCCAAUCAGUAAGAUCAUAGUGGAAGAUUGGAGGAUUGGGUGGAGGUUCAUGAAGAGGGAGGGGGGAAUGGAAAAUUUGGUGCGUAGAGAGGAAAUUGCGGACCUCGUGAAAAGGUUCAUGGAUUUGGAAAGCCCGGAGAGAAGGGAAAUGAAUAGAAGGGUAAGAGAAUUUCAAGGGAUUUCUCGACAGGCAAUUGCCAAAGGAGGAUCUUCUGAAGUCAACCUCGGUGCUUUCAUUAGAGACAUUUCACAAUUUACAAGAACAUAAAACUGAUUUAUGUAUUGUGUUGCGUUUUGAUCAAAUAUUAUGGGUACUGCUGUAUUAAUGCAUGUCAUUUGAAAUUUGAAUUAAAUUUUCUUUAAUUUUUA